Molecule: messenger RNA, 513 nt
Organism: Thlaspi arvense
Lineage: Eukaryota; Viridiplantae; Streptophyta; Magnoliopsida; Brassicales; Brassicaceae
Source: the annotation of a GenBank genome assembly
AUGCAAGACAAGGAGGGCAUCCCACCGGACCAGCAGCGCCUCAUCUUCGCUGGAAAGCAGCUUGAGGACGGCAGAACCCUUGCCGACUACAACAUUCAGAAGGAGUCGACUCUGCACCUUGUCCUCCGCCUGCGUGGUGGAGCCAAGAAGAGGAAGAAGAAGACCUACACCAAACCGAAGAAGAUCAAGCACAAGAAGAAGAAGGUCAAGCUCCCCGUGCUCCAGUUCUACAAAAUCGAUGACUCCGGCAAGGUCCAGAGGCUGAGGAAGGAGUGCCCUAAUGCUGAGUGUGGUGCAGGGACGUUCAUGGCGAAUCAUUUUGACAGGCACUAUUGUGGCAAGUGUGGGCUGACCUAUGUUUAUCAGAAAGCUGGGGCUAUCCGUGGUCUGGAGAUUGUGUCUGAGGUGCCCCUGCUUUGUUCUGUUAUUGAAGUUAGAUUUGUGGGCUUGCGUGGUUCCUCGGAUGAGCUAGCAACAUUUGUUCGCAGCAGUCGGGGAACUUCUCACAAACUG